Molecule: messenger RNA, 600 nt
Organism: Anthonomus grandis grandis
Lineage: Eukaryota; Metazoa; Arthropoda; Insecta; Coleoptera; Curculionidae
Product: protein FMC1 homolog
Exons: 3
Coding region: 142-447 (101 amino acids)
Cellular component (GO): mitochondrion
Source: RefSeq, a predicted model, not a curated record
ACUUAGGUCAUUAAUUUCCUAACCUAAAAAAAUUCUUAUUUAUUUUUUUUCUUGUUUAAAAAUUCAUAAUAAAAUAUUACCGAGAAAAAUUAGUAAAAACCUCUCUCGCUGUGCCCUUGCUCCAACCAAAAAUCACUUAAAAUGUCCAAAUUGGCCACCUUAAGGGGCAUAAUACAAGAACUGCGUUAUGCCCUUCCUGCAACGAAUUUAAGGGAGAAUUUGGGGUACCAGUACAUUAUAAGUCAGUAUAGGAAGUAUAACACUACAGAUGAACAGCUAUGCAAAGCCCGGGAAGAAAUGGACUUUCUAGCCAAAACAUACCUUUGCUACCUAAAGAGCUCGCGCCUUUCUGGAGAAAUACAUGAUGAGUUCCAUGGCAAGGGUGAGAGAACUGUACAGGAAACUGCUAGAAUGGUCGGAUUCAAAUUACCUCAUGAUCCUAAGUAGAUUUUUUUUCCGUGAAAAUUGUAGUAAAUAGUGACAAUUAAAAUUAACCUUAUAGACACAAAUAGUCACUUCUAAGCAAUAUCCCUGUAUUUACAGCAGUUAACAGAAGUUCUAGAUGCAAGGAAAAUAAUAAAACAAGGAAAUUUCUUUGUC